This is a messenger RNA of Microthlaspi erraticum, 309 nucleotides long. NCBI's taxonomy places the organism in Eukaryota, Viridiplantae, Streptophyta, Magnoliopsida, Brassicales, Brassicaceae. The record is from the annotation of a GenBank genome assembly.
AUGUGCAACUUCGAUGCAGAGGAAGAAGAAGAAAAACCCCACAAGGACAAAGAGCCUUCAGAACCUAUAGCUCCAACUAUUUCUUCACAACCGGAGCCUAAUCUCUCUGAGGCCAAGCAAGAAGAAGCGGAGGAAGCUGCAAAUAAGAGCUGUGUUCACCAUGUUAACAAUGGUGUUUCUCUAAAUGAGGUAUCUAGAGAUUGGUGCUGUGGCAACGUUACGGAUUUAUAUUUUGGGUUCCUCUUGAUUCUCCAAGAUUUUGCUGAGCAGCUUAUCGACGCAGUUAUAGCAGAGGUUGUUACUAACUAA